Molecule: messenger RNA, 1440 nt
Organism: Dalotia coriaria
Lineage: Eukaryota; Metazoa; Arthropoda; Insecta; Coleoptera; Staphylinidae
Product: peptidyl-tRNA hydrolase 2, mitochondrial-like
Exons: 3
Coding region: 847-1359 (170 amino acids)
Cellular component (GO): cytosol; mitochondrion
Molecular function (GO): peptidyl-tRNA hydrolase activity
Source: RefSeq, a predicted model, not a curated record
UUACGCGCUGUGAGCGUGCUUACAUGUCAUUUUCAUCGUUCGACUUGGCGCUGUGAGUGUCACAUAAGUACGCUCAUGGCUGAGUUCGUAGCACAGACUUCGCGCUCAUUUAUGCUCACGCCACAGAGGUAGGGCAGCGAAAGCGUGAGCGCCAAUUUUUAUUAUCUGUCAAAACGAAUGCAACUUGAGCAUAAGCUAACCAAAAAAUUUCAUUUAUUUCUAAAUUGUUAAAUUCUUUACAAUCCCGCAAAAAUGGCAAGCAGUCAACCAAAAUUAAUUUCUGUUGAGCUAACUGAUCCAGAAAGUAAUAAAAUUUACAAUUAAAUUAAAAUUUAAAAAAUAAAAAUUUAAAUUAUUUGAUAAACAGUUGCCAUGUUGAUGAUUAUUGACGCUCACAAUAUCCAAAACGAACGAAAUUUAUUUAUUGAUUCUAAGCGCCUAUAGGCCAUCUCGAACACUAAAAAUUUGUGCUUAUAAGCGUGAGCGCUCACAGCGCGUAAGCGUCCAACGCGAAUGCACCCUAAGUAAACUAAGUAAACACUUGCUGUACGCUUUUUCAAAGUUAACAUCUCUUAAUUAGCUAGAAUGUCAAACCAAAUUUUUUAUAUACGUGAUAACGUAUCGGGCUUAACUUGAGUUGCUAAAAUAUCUCACUUGGAUCUUAUUUGCGAUGAAGUCUGACAAAUGUAGCUACGAGGUAAUAAUAGUAUGUUACGUUUCCAUUCAGCGCUAUAACUGUCAAAGCAACGGCGCGCUUUUCAUAACCUUAAAUUACAAACACAUGUGAUGCCUUGAGUUGAAUUUGAUUCUUUAAAUGCGUACAUAGUUAAAUAGAGCGGUUUAAUUAUGGACGACAAAUCGUUAGUUGACUCAGCGACGUUCUCCUUUUUCGCGAUGGGAGCGUUCGUUGGAUUCUCCUUGGGUUACUGCUACUGGAAGUCUCAACCAGUUGAAAAUCAACAACAAUCUGAUGAACAACCUAUAACAGAACCCAAGUCUGGCGGUAAAGUGUACCGCAUGAUAAUUGGUGUGAGGAAUGACUUAAAAAUGGGAAAAGGAAAGGUGGCUGCUCAGGUAGCACAUGCAGCAGUUGCAGCUUACAUUAAAGCAAGUGAGAAGGCACCAAAGGCAUUAAGUAAAUGGUCUAAAUAUGGACAAGCCAAAAUUACUGUGAGACUAGAUAGUGAAGCAGAGAUGAUGGAAUUGGCCAAUGAUGCGAAAGAAGCCGGUAUUCUUGUUUCGAUUAUUCGAGACGCGGGCCACACUCAAGUGGAGCCCGAUACGCGAACAGUGGUCGCAUUCGGACCUGCACCAAAAGACGAACUCGACAGGGUGACCGGACAUCUGAAACUUUACUAGAAACAAGAUAAAUUAUUUCAUUUUCAUGUAUAUAAAAAAAUUUGGUUUGACAUUCUAGUUUAAUUAAAAGUUAACGUGUAA